UGCAGGCGCAGGUGAAGGUCGCGAAGAAGAAAAGCUUCUGCAAGAGCUUUCUGACAGACGCGAAAGAUUACGUCGUCCUUUUCAUCAGCACAUUGUUACGUAACAACAAGGACAAUCAACGCUGCCCUACUGGACCUACAGGAUCAAGAGAAAAACAGAAGAGGAAGGGAGUCUUACGCUGAACGCAGUACAGUGAACAUCGGCCAAAAUAAGGGAACAUUUUUAUCAACGGUGAGCCAUAAAAAAAAUACUCAUUCGGAAGAAGAGGAUCUAUUUUGUUUGUUCAUUAAGGAAGAAAAUUAAUUUUUUGAUUCAUAAUUAUAUUUUGAUUUCUGUUUUGGGUGAUCGUCGUGGUGGCUGCGAUGUGGUGGACAACCUCGUUGAGUUUGUCGACUUGGUAUCGUUUCUCGCAGAAUCCGACUGUCGUGUCCAUCGAACGCAACUACAAAGAGUGGAGGACAAACUUCCCAGCGGUUUCUCUCUGCCCUUUGAUGAAAUACGAAUCGGAGAGCGUUGACGCCUAUGUCGAAACAAACUUUAAACACGUAGAAGACAAAGACGGUUUGACCUUCUUCAUAGAAGGAUUGGUCAACACUACGCUGAUAAACAACGAGCUAAACGGUGACAACAUCCACAUCAAACCGAAAGAUUACUGGAAGUUACUCGAAGACGUCAAGCUGGUUUUGAAGUACAACGUCAGCAACAGCAAUAUGAACAUGUACAGCGUACUGGAAAUGACGAAGAGUUUUACAGAGAGCGGUUUAUGCUACGUUUAUAACUCAGCGAUUGCACAAUACAGCAGUCCAAAGUGUUGGAAGACAAACAAUUGCCCAUUUGAACCAGACAUUCAGACAUUCAAAGGAAGUCCUCUUGACGGGGAUAUUUUCGCACAGCUCAUGAACAUGAACACUGGUUAUGAGCUGUUCAUACACGGACCCUGGGAGGUGCCGGACGCAGCGAUCGCCAAUAUAAGAGCGGAGAACAACUCAUACAAAACUUUGGACGUGACGGCCCAAAGCAUUUACAGUACGGAAGCGGCUGCAGAGCUGACGAUCUCUCAGAGGAAGUGCAGGCACCCAGGGGAAUCGAAUCUCGCCAUCAGCCCCGUUUACUCGUACAACAUGUGCAGAAUGGACUGCAGGGUGAAAAAAAUGAUCUCCAUGUGUAACUGCGUUCCACACUUUUACCGUCACAUGGGAAGGAAGACGAAAGUGUGUAAUUCAAGAGGUUUGGCAUGCGUCAAGAAACAUCGAGAUUUUUUUAUAAAACUGAGAGAUCCUGUGACGGAGGCGAAGGUCCAGUGCGAUUGCGUUCCUUCAUGUAACGAAGACAACUUUCUUGUCGACACUGACAACACCAUGUCCUGGAAUCUUGGCACCAACUUGAAAUGGGGCUUGACCAAAUAUCCGAAGAUGAGGCUGAAAAGGGAUGUUAUAUUCGGCUGGUCCGAUUUGCUGGUUUCGAUUGGCGGUACAGCAGGAUUGUUCUUGGGCUGCAGCUUAUUAAGCUUCGCUGAAAUAUUUUAUUUUCUCACAUUACAACUUUUCCUGUUUAUAUUACAAAGAUGCAAUAAUUAAUGUUACUUUAUUUGCACGUCUUAAUUCUUGUGGUACACUUAGUGGAAAAUAAACUUAAUAAUAUAGUCCAAACUCGAUCUCUUUUCGGAAUCCUGUACAAAUGACAUCGCAGAAUCAAAUUUUUAUCAACUAUCGUACUACAUAAUUUUGUGUACUACUUUAUAGUAAGGCCGAUCUCACAGAUUUUAUCAGAUGGACGAAAAAAUCAUAAGCUGAGAAGGAAGAAAUUAGGGAAAAUUGAGAUAAUCAGAUUACGAAUACUCAAGACAGAAACGAUUUAAAUAAUUUUUUUAGUACAACACACACAAAGAAAAAAAGUAGUCACAAUAGAAAUCAUCAGUAAAAAUGCUAAAUAUGAACGAGCAGCAAUUUUUUUCAUAUUAGCGUUACAACUGCCGAUUCCUGCUCGCCGCAUUUUCCAGCACGACAUCAGCAGGUCAAAAGUAAGAUACGUUUCAGCA
Cimex lectularius (bed bug) is the source of this 2038-nucleotide messenger RNA. Its product is annotated as sodium channel protein Nach-like. Gene Ontology annotation, molecular function: ligand-gated sodium channel activity. Lineage: Eukaryota; Metazoa; Arthropoda; Insecta; Hemiptera; Cimicidae. Gene Ontology annotation, biological process: sodium ion transmembrane transport. Gene Ontology annotation, cellular component: membrane. The coding region runs from base 363 to 1577 and encodes 404 amino acids. The record is from RefSeq and is a predicted model, not a curated record. The transcript has 9 exons.